AUGGGGAAGCCAAAUCCCCUCGACGGCCAUGUCUCUGGUCAGUCCAACAGGCCCAUCUCGAAGCCUGCCCACAGCUUGCCCUACGCCGACGUGAUACGAGAAUUGGGUGUAGACGGCGAUGACGGGCUUACUACCUCAGACGCAGAGAAGAGACUCGAGGAGUUCGGAAACAAUGAACUCGACAACGGGCCGGGUGUCAACCCGACCAAGAUCAUCAUCAAGCAGGUCGCCAAUGCCAUGAUGCUGGUCCUCAUACUCGCCAUGGCCGUCUCGUUUGGAAUCAAAUCCUGGAUCGAGGGCGGCGUAGUGGCUGCUAUCAUCAUUCUUAACGUGGUAAUUGGGUUUAUGCAGGAAUACAGCGCCGAAAAGACAAUGGAUUCUCUCCGUUCGCUAUCUUCGCCGACGUCGCAUGUUGUCAGAGGCGGCCAGAACGUCACGGUACCCACGAUCCAGGUCGUGCCCGGCGAUAUGGUCGAGCUUAAGACCGGAGACACUAUCCCAGCCGAUAUCCGAUUGACCGAGGUCAUGAACUUUGAGACGGAUGAGGCCUUAUUGACUGGAGAGUCUCUCCCGGUCCAGAAGGUAGUCGACGAGACAUUCGAUCCAGAGCUGGGCCCCGGCGACAGGCUGAACGUUGCCUUCUCUUCCAGCACUGUAACCAAAGGCAGAGCAAAAGGCAUCGUCUUUGCCACUGGCAUGUUCACAGAAAUCGGCACCAUUGCCGCCGCCCUGCGCGGCGGGAGUUCCCGUAUCCGAGAGCCCAAGAGAACCCCAGAGGGCAAGGUGAAGGCUCACCGACGGGCGCAGGCGUGGGCGCUCACCGGUAAAGACUUUAUUGGUACUUUCCUCGGUGUCAACGUCGGGACGCCACUGCAGCGCAAGCUAUCCCAGCUCGCCAUUGGCCUGUUCUUUAUUGCUGUGGUCUUCGCGAUCAUCGUGCUGGGCGCCAACCGUUUCGUGAACCAGCAGGAGGUUAUUAUCUACGCCGUGGCAACCGGUCUUUCCAUGCUGCCGGCCUCCCUCAUCGUCGUCUUGACCAUUACCAUGGCAGCCGGGACGAAGCGCAUGGUGCAGCGCCACGUCAUCGUGCGGAAGCUCAACGCUCUGGAGGCACUCGGUGCCGUCACUGAUAUCUGCUCGGACAAGACCGGCACCUUGACGCAGGGUAAGAUGGUCGCCAAAAAGGCCUGGAUACCAUCACGGGGUACAUACGCCGUCGGGGAAACUGGCGAACCGUUCAACCCCACGAUGGGAGCAUUAUAUUUCAACACUGGCGCACCUGACGAGGCAGACUCAUCAGACGAUGAGGUUCCCCCUGACCAGGAUGACAGUAAAUCGGCCGAGGAGCUGCUGGCAGACAAUGGACCUCUGGAGGAGUUCCUCAAGGUCGCAUCCCUCGCCAACCUCGCUUCUGUCUACAAGUCCCACGAGGGCGAGGGCUGGACUGCCCGAGGCGACCCGACCGAGAUCGCCAUCCAGGUCUUCGCCUCGCGCUUUGGCUGGAACCGCCGCGGCCUGAUGGAGGGCGACGACGCCAAGUGGCAGCUGAUCACCGAGUACCCGUUCUCGAGCGACGUCAAGAAGAUGUCGGUCAUCUUCCAGCAGAAAGGCAGCGACACCAAGUACGCCUUCGUCAAGGGCGCCGUCGAGCGAGUCCUCGAGGCUUGUGUCGACGUGGACAUGGAUGGGCAAGGGAAACCCACUGCGCUGACUGAGGAUCUGAAGACCGAGGUUCUGGACAACAUGGAGUCCCUGGCAUCCCUGGGCCUGCGUGUUCUCGCUCUGGCCUCCAAGGUCCACGAUGGCCCCAGCAGCACCAGCGAUGAGGACCGCGCACAGGUCGAGAGCGGACUAACUCUCCGCGGCUUGAUCGGUCUGUUCGACCCGCCACGUCCCGAGUCCAAGGGCGCCGUCAAGCGAUGCCACCAGGCCGGCAUUGGCGUGCACAUGCUGACGGGUGACCACCCCGGUACCGCGCUGGCUAUUGCCAAGCAGAUUGGCAUCGUCCCUGACCGGCUGAGCGAGGUCAGCAAGGAGAUGGAGGCCGCCAUGGUCACCACAGCCGCCAAAUUCGAUAAGCUCUCCGAUGACGAGAUCGACGGGCUACCCGUCCUGCCGCUGGUGAUCGCGCGGUGUGCGCCUCAGACCAAGGUUAGAAUGAUUCAAGCGUUGCAUCGUCGAAAGCUCUUCGCGGCCAUGACUGGAGACGGCGUGAACGACUCGCCAUCGCUGAAGCACGCCGACGUCGGUAUCGCUAUGGGACAGGCCGGUAGCGAUGUGGCCAAGGACGCGUCGGAUAUCGUGCUGACGGAUGACAACUUCGCCUCGAUCCUGAACGCCGUCGAAGAAGGCCGCCGAAUUUUUGACAACAUCCAGAAAUUCGUGCUGCACUUGCUGAGCCAGAACAUUGCCCAAGCUUGCACGCUGCUGAUCGGUCUCGCCUUCAAGGACUCCAACGACCUGUCCGUGUUCCCCCUAUCGCCAGUCGAGAUCAUGUGGGUCAUUAUGGUGACGUCUGGGCUUCCAGAUAUGGGACUCGGACUUGAGCAGGCGGCACCGGAUAUCCUGGACCGGCCGCCGCAGAACCUGAAGCGCGGCAUCUUCACGACGGAGCUCCUGGUCGACAUGGCGGCGUACGGGCUGUGGAUGGCGGCGCUGUGCCUGUCGUCGUUCUCGCUCGUGACGUACCGCUGGGGCAACGGGAUCGAGGGCACCAACUGCAACGACGCGUGGUCGCCCGAGUGCGACACCGUGUUCCGGGCGCGCGCGACGUGCUUCGUCUCCAUGACCUGGUUCUCGCUGUUCCUGGCGUGGGAGCUGAUCCACUUCCGGCGGUCCUUCUUCCGCAUGCAGCCGGGGAGCCCGCGGUACCUGACACAAUGGAUGCUCGACGUGUGGCGCAACAAGUUCCUCUUCUACUCGGUGCUGUUCGGCUUCGCCUCCGUCUUCGUCAUCCUGUACGUGCCCGUCAUCAACCACGACGUCUUCAAGCACACCGGCAUCACGUGGGAGUGGGCCAUUGUCAUCGUCGAGGCCGUCCUGUUCUUUGGCGGCAUCGAGGCCUGGAAAUGGGGCAAGCGCGUCUAUUACCGGCGGACGGCGAAGAAGGCUGGAGGCGGACAGCGACGGAGGCUGAGCAGCGUUGUGUUUGACGGUUAUCUUGAUAAGCAGGACAGCAGGCUUGAAGCUACAGCUUCUGAGGAUGAGCGCCGAGCCGCAGUGGAGGAGAAGGCGUAA
Messenger RNA from Neoarthrinium moseri, 3237 nucleotides. RefSeq lists its product as uncharacterized. The transcript has 2 exons. Gene Ontology annotation, biological process: calcium ion transmembrane transport; intracellular calcium ion homeostasis. The coding region runs from base 1 to 3237 and encodes 1078 amino acids. Gene Ontology annotation, cellular component: plasma membrane. Gene Ontology annotation, molecular function: P-type calcium transporter activity; ATP binding; ATP hydrolysis activity. NCBI's taxonomy places the organism in Eukaryota, Fungi, Ascomycota, Sordariomycetes, Amphisphaeriales, Apiosporaceae. The record is from RefSeq and is a predicted model, not a curated record.